UUCCUGAUGGAGAAUUAGUUCCCCAUCAUGAAUGCGUGGGUUUACUCCGGGCGCUCCGGUUCCCCCCACACACACGUAGGGUUAACUAGUGACCCUAACAUGUCUCUGGGUGUGAGUGAGUGAGUAACUGAUGCAGCUUUCUUUAACAUAGAAACAUGCUUGCUUAGUGUGGGGAUUGCUGGAAAGCCUCUGACACAAAAAGUGGGUGACUCCAUGCAAUCUGCUGCGUUUCCUUAGGUAGAAAACCUUUAAAUGACUGGAAAAAUGAGCUGAACUCAAAGCACUUUUGAAUCAGUAGAAUUUUUUUAUUUUUUUUUUUUCUGGAACUGCGCUGCUCUGGGUGGUUGCAUGUUGGAGUAGCUCUGUUGACUUUAUGUAAGUUUUGCCUUUUCUUGGACUUUUUUUCUUCUAGUUUCUCAAGAAAAACUUUAGUUUUUUUUGGACAUUUUACUUUUCUGUUUCUGGUGCUGUGAAGCUUUGAGGAUUUUUACUGCUAUUUUUUCACUUUUUGAGCAUUUGUUAUGAUGUUAUGAUGUGUAACCAUGGCAACAAGCUGGUUUACAAUCGGGAGCAGCUGAUUAACAUUGGGAAGGCUGAAAUAAUACCUCAACUGAAGCCACAAAUCCCAAAUGAGCUAAAACGCCCAAACCAUCUCUUCCAUCGAUCAUAAUGGGCAAUGUGAGAUCACUGGCCAACAAGAUGGAUGAACUCCAAGCCCUUUCAAGGACUCAGCCAGAGUAUCGGCAGUGCAGUGUUAUGUGCUUCACUGAGACGUGGCUGCAGGACCAUAUCCCCGAUUCCAGCGUCUCUCUGCCAGGAUUCCUGACUGUACGAGCAGACAGAGAUUUGAAGAGGAGCGGGAAAAGAAAAGGAGGUGGAGUGGCAGUGCUUGUCAACAACAGAUGGUGCCAUCCAGGUCAUGUUUCAGUGAAAUGUCGUCUCUGCAGCCCAGGUGUUGAACUCUUGGCAGUAAGUUGUCGCCCAUAUUAUUUGCCAAGAGACAGAAAUACUCAGAUGACUCUGCAGUUGUCGGGUGUAUCAGAGAUGGACAGGAAGCUGAGUACAGAGAGCUGGUGGAGCGCUUUGUGGCAUGGUGUGGAAACAAUCAUCUGACCUUGAAUGUGAACAAAACAAAGGAGAUGAUUUUAGACUUCAGAAGAAGCAGGGUGGAGUCAAACACUGUUUCCAUCAUGGGAGAAGAAGUGGAGGUGGUUGAGGAAUACAAACACCUUGGAGUUCACCUGGACAACAGACUGGACUGGAGAAAGAACAGCGAAGCCGUUUACAAGAAGGGACACAGCAGACUGCACUUCUUGAGGACGCUUAGGUCCUUCAAUGUCUGUAGCAAGAUGCUGCAGAUCUUCUACAAGUCUGUUGUUGAGAGUGUAAUCUCUUCAGCCAUCGUCUGUUGGGUUAGCAGCAUCAGAAGCAGGGACCUGAAAAGCAGUGGCGGCUGGCCAGUAGAGGGCGAUAGGGCGCCGCCCUCCCAGUUUCCCCAGUGUUUUUAAUUUUUAUUUAAAAAAAUAAAUAAAUAAAAUUAACAAUAAUCACAUAUUCUAAGUUAAUUGUGUGUUUUGUAACAAAAAUAAAUCAUAUAUAUAUAUCUAUAUUGGUCUCUGCCAAUCUCUGCCGGUCUCUGCCGAGGGGUGGAGGCUGUGUGCUGUUUUUCAAUCGCCCAAACAAGACGGGACCAGUUGUCCAAUUGCUGACAAGAAAAUCAAAGGGUAGGAAUGGGAAUGUAUCCAAUCAGCGUCAACGUUGUUUCAGAAGCAUGAUGGGCGAUAGAGCUACCGCCAAGGCUUUCGUUGGUGUUCGGUAGAACUCGGAGAGUCUCGACUCCAGCACGUUUUUGGUCGUGACUCGUGACGGUCGUGACGCAGACGUAGACAUGGACGCCAGUGCGCCUACAACCAGCAGCAUGGAGACCGGAUCUCAGCAGCCACUGAAUUCAGUUCGGUCUCUUCUCCAGUAUCCGUUCGAGAGGAGAACUAUGGUGGGAAAAUUUAAUGUCAAAGAGCUUGGACCAGAUCAGCCCGACGUAAAGAUAAGCCAGCAGGACAAGGAGAAGGGUAAACUGUACACACGACGCUUCUCCCAAAAUUGGUACACCAGGAAGCAGUGGCUAGCUGGAUGCAAUCACGCUAAUGCGUUAUUUUGCUUUCUGUGUUUGUUAUUCAAAACGGCUGGGAUCCACAGAAGGUGGAUGUGGAACUUGUGUCUCAUUGGGGACCCCAUUCAUUCUCUGACUGAGGAAUGCAGCGCAUCAGUGCAGCAGCCAACAAAGAAACGGAGGACGUUUGGACAGGGAGAACAGCAGCUGGGUGCAGAGCUACAAAGAAAGUGCCAUGAGACUGUCCAGAAUCCACCACGACAGACCCAUGAGUCCUCUGGACGAGGCGGUUUUCUGGAUCGAGUUCACCAUGAGGCACAAAGGAGCAAAGCACCUGAUGGUCCAGGCCCACGAGCUCACCUGGUAGCAGUAUCACAGCCUGGAUGUCCUGAGCUUCCUGCUCUCUGUGGUUCUGCUGCUCCUGUUCCUCCACGACAAGACCUGCAGGUUUUGUUUCCGGAGGUGCUGCUGCAGAAGGAAGACCAAGAGGAAGGCUGAAUAACAAACUCAGCUCAGGUUUAUUCAAGUUAAAUAUUGAAUAGAAAGGCUGAUUUAAUGUAGAUUUUAAUCGGUCUUUUGACCACUGACCUCUUGUGUAAAAAUAGGGAAGUAAGAAACUGUUUAAAAAAAGGCAAAAACAAAAGUGUUUUGAUGUAUUUUUUAUCUUCUGUGUGAUCAAAUAGGGUUUUGGGUUUUUAUUAUUACAAAAAAAGGAAAAGGAAAAACAUCAGUGUCCAAUGUUUUCACUUCUGAAUAAAUGGUUUGUACUUCACAAUUUUUAGUUAAAUUCUGACCAUUUAGUUUUUGCUCAAGUUUCAGUAACUUCUGUCAAAAUGUUUAGAAAAAAUAUCAAACAGCCGGGAUUAAACCCGCAACCUUCUGAUUACUGAACGACCCGCUCUCCCUCGGGAGCGACUGCUGUCCAAAUGACUAGUUAUAAAUGACCUGCACUUGUAAAGGGUUUUCAGGUCGGUGUGUGGAGGGAAUUUGGGGUCAAAUGUCAUGCUGCACCUGAGAAGUGAUAUUAGUGGAUUUAUUUAUGGUUUUAUUAGUAAUGUUUCUUCAUGUCUUCAUGUUUCAUUUAAAUGUUGUUCGGAGGGACCGGCGUUGCCUGCGUAUGGCAGACUCGCCUCUGCCAGGACGCCCCAGGGCAGCUGUGGCUACAGUGUAGCUCAUCACCACCGGGGUGUGAAUGGGUGAAUGUGUUGUAAAGCGCCUUGGGGGGUUCCAGGACUCUAGAAGGCGCUAUACCAAAUACAGACUAUUUACCAUAAAUGAACAAUAAAGUUUUAUCUCAGCUUAUUGAUUAUUGUGUAACAGAGAUCUCAC
Messenger RNA from Nothobranchius furzeri (turquoise killifish), 3439 nucleotides. NCBI's taxonomy places the organism in Eukaryota, Metazoa, Chordata, Actinopteri, Cyprinodontiformes, Nothobranchiidae. The record is from RefSeq and is a predicted model, not a curated record.